Messenger RNA from Cajanus cajan (pigeon pea), 2865 nucleotides. Its product is annotated as putative GTP diphosphokinase RSH2, chloroplastic. Gene Ontology annotation, cellular component: chloroplast. The record is from RefSeq and is a predicted model, not a curated record. Gene Ontology annotation, biological process: guanosine tetraphosphate metabolic process. Lineage: Eukaryota; Viridiplantae; Streptophyta; Magnoliopsida; Fabales; Fabaceae.
CAGAUUCUGUGAAAAUCUUGGACGAACCAACCUCUCUCUCUCCUGCCUCCAUUUUCAAGCGUAUUUGACUCUCUCACCUUCAAUCCACGGUCCCCUCUUGUAAAUUCUUUAUCUGUUUAGGGUUCUUUUCUCUAUUUCUUCACCCCCUUUCACCUCCUCAUAAGAAUUUCUGUAUAUAAACACCGCCCAUUUCGAUACUAGAAAAAAAAAAUUAAAUCUUUCGAUUCUUCAAACAAUUUCCAUUUCCAUUUAAUUCCUCUCUCUACAGACAUAGGGAAACACUUUUCCUUUGUUUGAAAUUGAAUCUUCUCUUUCUCAAAUUGGGAACCCCCAAAACUGAUACCAAAAAAAAAAAAAUCCAAUUUUUGGUUUGGUUAUUCUUUUUUUCUCUUAGAUUUCUCAAAGGGUAUAAGAAAAACUGUGACUUCACCAUUAACUCAGCUACUUUUGGGGGUUGGGAUUGAGAAUUUGAAAACCCUAAUUGUGACCUGAACCUGAAUUCUCGCUUCGAUGGCGGUUUCCACCAUAGCGCUAUACGCGAGUCCACCGAGCAGCGUCUGUUCCACGCCGCAUCCUUGCCAGAUCAACGCUCACGCCUCCUACGACUUCGAAUUGGGGUCGCGAUCUUCGUCGCCGGCGUCGACGGCGCCGCCGUCAACGUCUCAGAAGCCGGUGAUGGGAGGGCUCUCGUGCCUGUUCUCAUCUCCGGCGGCGGCGGUGAAGCACGCGCCGCUGUCGUCGAACUUUUCCGGCGAGGAGGACGAGUUGAAGGAACUGGGCAGUUCCUUCUCGUAUUCUCCGAGCAAGUUUGGCGGAGGGUCGUCGUGGAAGAGGGAUCAGAGUCCCGUGUCGGUUUUUCAUGGCCCCGUUUCGUGUAGCAGUAGCAGCAGAAGUUCCACCCCGGUUAGGGUUAGGGGUGGGACUAGUGGGUUGUUUGAUGGGUUUGUGAGGAAUGCGUUGGGGUCUUCUUGUUUGGACUAUGACUUAGAUGCUGCUGACUCUUCUGCUGCUCUUGUGGAUGAGUUGACCUUCAAUUUGGAGGACACUUUCGUGGAGGGUGGGUUUGAGUUUGAGCCCUACGCCAAGAAGUUGCUUCUGGGGGCUCAGUUGAGGCACAAGAUCUUCUGUGAGGAGUUUGUCAUCAAGGCCUUUUGUGAAGCUGAGAAAGCACACAGAGGGCAGAUGCGGGCUAGUGGGGAUCCUUACUUGCUGCAUUGUUUAGAGACUGCUGUGUUGCUGGCUUUGAUUGGUGCCAAUUCCACUGUUGUGGCUGCGGGUCUCUUGCAUGACACGCUGGAUGACGCCUUUCUGACUUAUGAUUAUAUAUUUGGGAUGUUUGGCGCUGGAGUUGCUGAUUUGGUUGAAGGGGUUUCUAAACUGAGCCACUUGAGCAAGCUGGCUCGAGAAAAUAAUACAGCUAGCAAGUCAGUAGAAGCAGACCGAUUGCAUACCAUGUUCCUUGCCAUGGCAGAUGCUAGAGCUGUCCUCAUUAAAUUGGCUGAUAGGUUACAUAAUAUGAUGACACUAGAUGCAUUGCCAGUGGCCAAGCGACAGAGGUUUGCAAAGGAGACUUUGGAGAUAUUCGCACCCUUGGCCAAUCGAUUAGGAAUUUCUAGUUGGAAGGAACAGUUAGAAAACUUGUGUUUUAAGCAUCUCAACCCAAGCCAGCAUGAGGAGCUUUCGUCUAAGCUUGUGGAAUCAUAUGAUGAUGCAAUGAUUACUUCUGCAAUUGAGAGAUUAGAGCAAGCACUUAAAGAUGAAGGCAUAUCUUAUAAUGUCAUUUCUGGACGGCACAAGAGCUUGUAUAGCAUUUAUUGCAAAAUGCUAAAGAAGAAACUAACCAUAGAUGAUAUCCAUGACAUUUAUGGGCUGCGCUUGAUUGUUGACAAGGAAGAAGACUGUUACAAGGCCUUAACAAUUGUUCAUCGGUUAUGGUCUGAGGUACCUGGAAAGCUGAAAGAUUACAUCUGUCAUCCCAAAUUCAACGGAUAUCAAUCUCUGCAUACUGUGGUGACGGGUGAAGGAAAGGUUCCCCUUGAAGUACAAAUUCGCACCAAAGAUAUGCAUUUACAAGCAGAAUUUGGAUUUGCUGCUCAUUGGAGAUAUAAGGAAGAUGAUUGUCAGCAUUCUUCUUUUGUGCUUCAGAUGGUUGAGUGGGCUCGAUGGGUUGUCACCUGGCAGUGUGAAGCAAUGAGUAGAGAUUGUUCAUCUGUUGGAUAUGCUGAUUCGUUCAAGCCCCCAUGCAAGUUCCCUUCCCAUGCUGCUGAUUGUCCAUAUUCUUAUAAGCCCGAUUGUGGUCAGGAUGGGCCAGUGUUCAUUAUCAUGAUUGAGAAUGAUAAGAUGUCUGUCCAAGAAUUUAGUGCAAACUCAACAGUACUGGAUUUGUUGAAAAGAGUUGGACGUGCAAGCUCCAGGUUGACAACAUAUAGGUUCCCUCUGAAGGAAGAGUUGAGGCCAAGGCUGAAUCAUAAGCCUGUUAGUGACCCCAAUAGCAAGUUGAAGAUGGGAGAUGUGAUUGAACUUACACCAGCCAUACCUGACAAGUCUCUCACAGAAUAUAGGGAAGAAAUCCAGCGUAUGUAUGACCGAGGACUAACUGUUUCAAGCACGGGAACUGGUGCAAGCACCAUGGUUGGAUCAAGAAGUUGACCCAGCUUUCAUUUCACAUCCAUUCCAACAUAAUAAUAUUUAGUGUCAGUUAUGUAUAUACAAAUAUUUGUACAGGACAACUAUGCUUUACUACUAUCAACUUGCUAACGAUUCAAUUAUGUGCUGAAUGAUUGAUUUAUGUAGUUGGUCAAAUGGUCCUGAUAAAUUAAAUUUAAUCCCCCUCAUUUCUAUUCUAGAGUUUUAGUUUUAUUCCGA